UACGAGUACAAAAGACAGCUAUACUUUUACCGGAAAUUUAUAUCAACAAUUUAGAUAAGUUCGCGCAAUCUCUCUCACGUGAAAUAACGUCGAUUCAACUGUGAUUAAAUCAAUCCCAUUAUACCGGUCUUUGAAAUGUGUAUAUUUUAGCUAAAAUCGGACAGUGUUGUUCAUUGUGAAUUCAAUACCAUUAAUAUUCCGUAGUCUCCCAUACGAAUAAGAAUACUCAAAUACUUUUAAUUCCGUCUUGUAGCCGUUUCCAAUGUGACGAUGAUCACGAUAGUUUCGGCUGCCUCCAAAUUACAGCUCGCUUUGCGUAACUUCCCGCGAGUCGAAAGGAUAUACACGAUAGUGUGAGGGAGAACUAGAGUAAUAGAAAGAGCGAAAUAGACACGAAGAGUGAUUCAUCCUAUGCGCGAAGAAAUGGUCGAUAUUCGUACUGAUUUCGUGAUAUUUAGUCACACCUGUUCCAGCCGUUCUAUUACCUACCUGCAGUCUCGAGCGAAAUCGACGGCACAAAGUCGACCCGAAAAAUUGAAAAAACUAAUCGUCAGAAUAGUGAAAGUAAACGAAAACAAAACCCUUUCGGCAGCAUCCGCUGGUGUAUAACGAUGGCGAUGACCCUUGUAAAAUCCAUAAAGAAGAGAAAUGACGGACGUCCUGCAGCGGCCAUAAAUCGUCAGGGUAGCAUACAAGCCGCAAUCAACAGCUCUGCGAUACCCAAGGCGCCAAAAUAUGAGAAUAGCUACCGUCUAGAAUCGAACAAACCUUUCAACGUUGACCCUGUGGAUAAAAUCAUCAGGCAAGUCAUGACCAACAACCUUGAAGACAUCGUAUACGAUCCCAAAGAGUGCCCGAAACUGUGUGCGGAAAUUAGCGCCGACAUCCGAGAUCGGAUUCGGAAACAAAACUUCGACAGGUACAAAAUCGUCGUUAUAGUGACGAUCAACGAAAAGGCCAGUCAAGGAAUACAGGCGUCGAUGAGAUUCCUCUGGGACGUGCAGAGGGAUAAUUACUCGAGCUUUACAUUCGAGACGAGAACCUUUUUUGCCUAUUGCUGCGUCUUCGGCGUAUACUGCGAGUGAAUUUAGAGUUCUAUCGAUAACCGACGUCUGUUUCGCUGUCUCUCCUUCUUCUUUGUUUUUCACGUUUCUUUUUGACGCGUGCAAUUCGCGUCAUACGUGACGACGACGAGGACUGACUGACGUUUGAAUGAAUGACGGAGAGACGUAUCAGCGAGAGAGGUAGAGAGGUUUUCUCCUCCAAUAAUCGAGUGUAAAUUAGUCAUACGUGUUAUUAUAGGACCGAGACGGAUGUAUGCGAAGGAAUAAACGAGU
Messenger RNA from Neodiprion virginianus, 1337 nucleotides. RefSeq names its product dynein light chain Tctex-type 5-like. The transcript has 4 exons. The coding region runs from base 612 to 1085 and encodes 157 amino acids. Gene Ontology annotation, biological process: microtubule-based movement. Lineage: Eukaryota; Metazoa; Arthropoda; Insecta; Hymenoptera; Diprionidae. Gene Ontology annotation, molecular function: dynein intermediate chain binding. The record is from RefSeq and is a predicted model, not a curated record. Gene Ontology annotation, cellular component: cytoplasmic dynein complex; cytoplasm.